Molecule: messenger RNA, 2342 nt
Organism: Leopardus geoffroyi (Geoffroy's cat)
Lineage: Eukaryota; Metazoa; Chordata; Mammalia; Carnivora; Felidae
Gene: B4GALT4
Product: beta-1,4-galactosyltransferase 4
Exons: 7
Coding region: 463-1497 (344 amino acids)
Biological process (GO): carbohydrate metabolic process
Molecular function (GO): glycosyltransferase activity
Source: RefSeq, a predicted model, not a curated record
GGUGAGUGCGCCGGGCCUUGGCUCCGCAGGCGCCCGGGACGCGCAGUCCAGUGCGGAGGGCGGCGGCGGGCUCCUGGUGGGCACCGCCGUGGGGCGCACCGGGGUGGGUACCGCUUUGGGUCUGGGCGCGCGGUGGGGCGGGCGCAGCGCAGCGCGGCGCGGCCUGGCUCGGUGGGGCGGUCCUGCCCGAGUCCGAGCGGUGAGGUCGGCCAGGGGGCCUGCGGAGGCCGAGCCUGGCGGGAGGCACCGGCUCAGGUGCGAGCACCUCCGCGGCGCUCCCUCUGCUGCCGGCGGGGAAGCCGGGCCAGAUGCUGCCAGAGAUUGUUGGAGCGGAAUUACUGAACAAAAGCAGGCAUUGCAUCUUCAGUUGUCACCAAGUUUGCCAUCAGAUUACAAGAGUUGAACUCGAAGCUUCCCCUGCAGUGAAGUGGAGAGAGACAUAAUCCUCACGUAAUAACAGACAUGGGCUUCUUCAUGACUUUCCACCUUUCCUACAAGUUCCGGUUACUGUUGCUUUUUCUCUUAUGCCUGACAGUGCUUGGGUGGGCCACCAGUAACUACUUUGUGGGUGCUAUUCAAGAGAUUCCUAAAGCAAAGGAUUUCAUGGCCAAUUUCAACAAGGUCCUAGUCUGGGGGAAGGGAAAAACUCUGACUCAGGAAGCAUCCAUGAAAGAAGCAGACCUCAACAACUGCCCUUCUGUGUCUCCAUACCUCAGGGGCCAAAACAAGCUCUUUUUCAAACCAGAUCUCACUCUGGAAGAAGUGGAGGCAAAAAAUCCCAAAGUGCACAGAGGCCGAUAUCACCCCGAGGAAUGUAAGGCUUCCCAGCGGGUCGCCAUCCUCAUUCCACACCGGAACCGAGAGAAACACCUGCUGUACCUGCUCGAACACCUCCAUCCCUUCUUGCAGAGGCAGCAGCUGGACUAUGGCAUCUACGUCAUCCACCAGGCUGGAAGUAAAAAGUUUAAUCGAGCCAAACUCUUGAAUGUGGGCUAUCUAGAAGCUCUCAAGGAUGAAAACUGGGACUGCUUUAUUUUCCACGAUGUGGACCUGGUCCCCGAGAACGACUUGAACAUUUAUAAGUGUGAGGAGCAGCCCAAGCAUCUGGUGGUUGGCCGGAACAGCACUGGGUACAGGUUACGUUACAACGGAUAUUUUGGGGGUGUUACUGCCCUAAGCAGAGAGCAAUUUUUCAAGGUGAAUGGAUUCUCUAACAACUACUGGGGAUGGGGAGGCGAAGACGAUGACCUCAGACUCAGGGUUGAGCUUCAUAGAAUGAAAAUAAUCCGGCCAAUGCCUAAUGUGGGUAAAUAUACAAUGAUCUUCCACACUAGAGACAGAGGCAAUGAGGUGAAUAUAGAACGGAUGAAGCUCUUACAUCAGGUGUCACAAGUCUGGAGAACAGAUGGGUUGACUAGUUGUAUUUAUAAAUUACUCUCUGUGGAUUAUAAUCCUUUAUAUACCAACAUCACAGUGGAUUUCUGGUCUGGUGCAUAACGUGACCUUGGAUCUUCUGGUGACAUUCGGAAGAACUGAAUUUUUUAUUGCAGUAAUUUUGGACUAGACACAUUCGGAAGAACUGAAUAUUUUAUUGCAAUAAUUUUGGGCUAGAGACCAAUAAUUUUUGGACUAGUAGCACACAUUAAGAACUUGUUGCAGCUAAUUAUUGAGCUGAACUUUCUCUUUUUGUAUUUUCUUAGCAGAGCUCCAAGUAAUAUGGGAUGUAAAACAAUUGGAAGAAGGCAGCUUUCUUGGUUGUUUUCCCCCUGAGGGUUAAAUCUUGUAAUACAGAUACUUGAAGGACUGAGUAUAAAAGGACUAUUCAAAAAAUACCAUGAAGCCUAGCUACUUGAGAACUUGGAUUGAAGGAUAUUUAAGUUUGGGCUAAGAAAGCCCAUGGGAAAUAGGAUUGCUGAAUGUCUCAGAGAACCAGAAUUGUUCUCGUCUGUGGUAGAAAGGUACGAAGAAGUCUACCUGUUAUUCAUUUAUCCUGCACGCUCCUCUGAAGAGCUGGGCCCCAGGUGGGAAGAAGGCCGCAGAAGAGAGGAGAGAGGUGAAGAAUCAAGAUGCGGUGAACUUGAGGAUGAAUGGCUGGGAGGAGGACAGUGAUGGAGAAGCAGCCACAGUUGUGCUGGUCACUGCUGCUGCUCCCUGUCCUGGGGGUCACCUGCCCAGACAUGUCUUCCCAGGAAUAGCCCAGCAGGGAACACAUUAUCUACUAGUUUUUAAAGUAUUUUUGUAAAAAUGAUUUUGUACGUGUAGGAUAUGAAUUAGCUGUUUACAAAUUACAUAUUAACUCAUAAUAGAUCGAAAGUACCUCUGUAGUAAAAUAUGGAAAAGCU